This is a messenger RNA of Pocillopora meandrina, 8880 nucleotides long. The record is from the annotation of a GenBank genome assembly. NCBI's taxonomy places the organism in Eukaryota, Metazoa, Cnidaria, Anthozoa, Scleractinia, Pocilloporidae.
CUUCAAAGGAAACAAAAUGUCGGAAAGGGUGAACAUUUUGUGGAUCUUACCUUCCAUCAUUCUAGACGACAGGAAAUCGGCGAAGCCCAUGAUUAAAAUGUUGCAGGCAUAGAGGAAAACAGAAUACUCGUUAAUAUACAAGACAAUUUUUUCGUUGUAAAAAUUGAACGCAAACAACGCAAGGAAUGAAUCGAAUACAAUGCGCCGGCAUCGAAGACUUCGAGUGCGGAUCCAUGAGAGAAAACAAGAAAAAUUUUCGGUGAGUCUGUAUCCAUGAAGAGAUGAUUCGUACCUGGGUCGAUCCAAACUUGAUCUUUUUCCUAUCGGGGCCUGCAAAAGUUAGAGAAAUAAGCAUUUCUUUUAAUCGUUUUUAUUACUCAUGGUGCAAGUAGAAUCGGAGAAGGCGAAUCUGCUCACUUUCUCGAAGGGAUAAAACUUUCGGAAAGCUAACUACUCCAAAUAAUUACCCGAAGGACGAAUUGACAAGGGUAUAAAAUAAGCACGCUGUUAAAAAAAAAUAACAACUCUAGGGAAAAGCGUUCAAGGUGUUAUAGAACGCCGCAAAUAUUCUCGAUCGAUAGGCAAAGCAAAAUGGACACGAAAUCGACGACAAUGGCGAUCCUAAAGCUCUUCGUAAAAAUAAUGCAAGCGCUGUGUUUUUGGACCAGAUUAUCAUUUCGCUUCGCAGUUCCCUAGUUUGAAACUCUAGGCUCAAUUGUCGACGGCAGACGGAACUUCCCCGACAUUUGGAAAGGAAUGAAUGAUUCAUCUACCCAACUACGAUCUAUCAACAAUAGCUUAAGAUUAGGCAAAUUUGUAUCUACAUGUGCUUCGGUGUUAGAGAAAAAUCAACUCCGUUUGCGAAACGAUAUAUCACAGGAGAGAAACGGUUAAAAAUUGGCUUUGGUUACCAUAACAGAGCCAAAAAUUACACCAUACAUUAAGAGGAAACGAGAGAGACAAUAAAUCACAGUAAAGUACCGUAGUUUACCAAAGAAAUAAGCGUGAAAUUACACGAAUAGAUGUGCCGUCAAUCUUACCUUCGCUCCCGACCGGCUUUAGUUUCGCCUGGGCCUAAACCGGGUAAAAUCACGAAAACAAAAACUUCAUCACGAAAUGUGAAACAUAAACUUGUUUAGAUUUCUCAAGCAAUCCAUUUUGUUAGCCCGUGUAUGAUUUCCGAAAGAUUAGUGAAACUGCCCUUACCAGAACUGGGUCAUCAUCUCCAGAUGCCACUUCUUCUCUCAUCGGCUGCAUUGAAGAAAUAUUGCUUUAGACACAAAGCUACUUACGAAGUGCGGUGAAAAAUCGUCAGACAACAGAGGAAUAAUCUCAAAAUAAAUCAAAAUCAACGUCUUUCAAGAAUCAUUCUUACUUUUUGUAAUGGAGCGGUGUGUUGAAUGGCUUCCCCGUUCAUUCCGGCUAAAAAAUUGAACGAAAAUUUUCUAAGUGUCGUUCUCCAACGAAAGGCAAAGGACAAAGAAAUAGCUAAGUCUCUACUAACGGUUAGUACGCAGGCGUGGAGGUCACGUGAUAACUUGGUGCUUCAUAUCUCAUAGGUUACCCAGGAAGGGAUUUUUUUCUGACACACUUUUCAAAACUUUAAAAUAUCCUCUCUCUCGGCUAACUCCUGAAAAAGAAAUUGUACAAUUAAAUAAAUGAGCCGCUCCAGCCAUCAAUCUAAAAUUCCUUCUCUAAAAUGUCAGCUUUUUCCUGAUUCCUUCUCCCUUCCGGCACAAGAGUAUGUGCAGUUCACCUUUCGUUAAUUAUUAUUAGAUUCCCUUUUUGCUGAUAACUCACCUACUCAAUUUACUAGUAUUUUAGUCGCUUCAGUGAAAGAAGGGCGCAUCAUGGGACCUUUUGAAAAGGAGCUAAAAUGGGCAAGGGGGGAGUAUGCGGAGGAGUGUCAAUUGAUUUAGCCGCUGGCUCUUUGUACCCUAGACUCAAAUUAUUCAGAGAGUUUACGGCGAGAGCCCGUGCUGGCCGUUGGCCAAAGCGAUGUUGUUCUUUACGGUGUUAGUUUUCCUUCUCGGAGAUUUUGCCUUGAUUGAAGCAAAGGUACCAAUAGUUAUUGGUAAGUAGUGUACUAAUCAACUUUGUGGGUGGUCUUAUUUAUUUACAACGAUGCUCUCUUUGAAGGCGGUAAUCGACUCUGAUAAAUUACUGUACUCGCGACUCGCCGUGUAUUUCUUUGCUCGCGAUCCAAGAUCAUUUCCUCAAUAACUCCCAUAUAAUUUAUAACUAACAGUCUAACUGCUUUAUAUUUCGGCAACGGAAAUAGCGAGUAGGGUAAUGAGUAAAAUCUGAUUGCUUAGCUUGAAAUCUGGUGAAACUCGAAUUCAUUAAAGAUGUUGCGUAAGCAGUAUUUACAAAUUAUGCAGACAAUCUACAAGUAAGCGAAUAGGCCUCACAGAAAUGUCACGUUCACCGCAGGAAGAUCGGUUAACGGUGUUGUUUAUUUUUGCCUUGCGAGUCUUCGUCUAUUGCGCGAUUUGUUGGAUGCCUUUCUUGGUAAGAUUUCUGAAGAUUUUCGCAUAACAUGCAUCAUUCUUCAUAGCGAAACUCAUAUAUUACACUGGGGACUUGAGUCUAAUAUGGAGUUAUUCAACAGUGUUCCCUAGUAAUUCAUAAUUGCUUUGUGAAUAACAUUCUCGUGUGUUUUACAAUACAUUUGGAUAUAGUUUUCUAUUUUGCCAUUGUAUGCUGUAGAAAUUGUAACAGGUGAAGUGUUAACAGCAUUAUCACCAUCAUCUUGUUUUGUAAAAUUAUCGAAUUUUGUUGGUUUGGUCUCACACGUAGUGUGUUUACAUCGCACCUGUUUAUUGGUUUUAUAACUAUUAAAUUUUCCUAAAAUCUUACCAGUCUGCACUGCACAUCUGUAUGUCAAUCACAUUGAAUUGAUCAUGAAUUGACUUUUAAUUUACUUACUUACAUAUUGCUGUAUAAUUCUUUUUCUGGCCAUGCUAUCUGUUGCAAAGUAAACCUUGAAUUGAACAACCCACUCCAACAAUUUCAUUGAAGUGUAUUUUUUCAUCAGUCACCAAUGACUAUUGAUGAUUUCUCAUGAGGUGAGGAGCUAGCACUGCUAACAGCAUCUUGGUUUUACUAGUAUAAUCAUCCUAGACUUCUUGUUUAUUAUGCAGUUCCAGGAGAUGGAGGUAGUCAACUCCAGGCCCGUAUCAACAAGUCAACAGUACCACACUUGUGGUGUGAAAAAACUUCAAGUUCCUGGUUUGACUUGUGGCUUAGCAUAGAGUCAAUGUUACCAGGAGCUAUUGGAUGUUGGGCAGACAACAUAAGGUAAGCUUUAUUCACUUCUUUCACGUGCUGGGCUAACAUGUGAGAUUUCACCAAAUAUAUUUCAACAUCUGUCAUGAAAAACCAAGAUAAAUUUUUUAAUCCAAUGCUGAGUUCAAAAUGUACCACUUUUGUAAUGCUAUUUAUUCAUAUGACACUUGUGACAUAGAUGAUCCCUGCUGUUUGUAACACACAUCUCAUAUGUACCUGGUGGUUGCCUUGCUCACCACUGAGUUCCCUUCUCUUAAUGGUAUAGUAUAAGAGCAUGGAAUCCAAAAAGUUUUAUUCCUUAAUUAAAGGCACUCAGUUUUUUUUGUCCCAAACUUCUGAUAGGUUGACUAUUUAGAUUUAGUUGUAGGUACAACAACAACUCUUGAUCAUCUGUCAAAGUGACACAAUGAAACCUGUACUAAGCUUUCACCAAACUCUUGCUAUUUUCAACUUAAUACCAAUGAUAUGCUUGAUCCAGAUUUAGUUAUUUAAUAGUGGCAAUUCACUGUAAGACCCCACUUAGCAUGGUGCAAGUAAUAAACAAUCAGGUUGUUAUGGGUGGUAAGAAUAACAUUACAGCAGUGGAUCUAUUGAAAAUAUAGAAUAUUUAUCUUUAACUGUAAAAAGGUAAUAAAUGAAACUUUAAGCUGUUCUAGCCUUAUACAGGCAACAGAAGUGCUCCUUUUAGGUAAAAAUAUGAUUCAAGUGCAAUGUGGUGUUUAUAAGCACAAGCAAAUUUUUCAAAGACAACAAAACUGCAUGAGCCUAUAGGGCAAGUGCAAUGUGUAGUCAACAUGAUUUUUGAGUGCAAUUUGGUGUUUUUAAGCACAACCAAAUUUUUCAAAGACAACAAAAGUGCAUGAGCCUAUAGGGCAAGUGCAGUUUGUAGUCUUUGAAAAAUUUAUAAGUGCUUAUAUAUACCAAAUUGCAAUCAUGUUAUUACUUGUUAAUUAUGUACGUGAAAAAACAUAGCAGAAAGUCAAGACAGGGACCCAAAAGUUUUUUAAUUUAUGCCUGCAUCUAUACUUGUGCUGACUUUCCAAGAGUCACCCAAUUAUGUUGACUUUAUUUUCCUUAAGGCUUGCCUUUAAUGAAACAUCUCAAAGGAUGGGCAAUGCACCUGGAGUUGAGGUACAAGUUCCAUAUUUUGGAACAACCAAAGGUGUUUCCUAUUUGGAUCCUUCUCUUUAUCAUCCAGGAGAGUAUUUUGCUGAAAUGGUGGCUGCUCUGGAAAAAAUUGGAUUUGAGGAGAAUAUAUCACUGCGAGCUGCACCAUUUGACUUCAGAUAUGCACCAAGUAAGUACACUGACUUUGAAACUUAUGUGAUUGUUACUUAAUUAUUCUAACUUAUUUGAUGAACCAAUACUCUCUAACACAGUUUCAGUGAACAACACCCCUGUGCCCAAAUCAUAGUUUCUACAGUAAAUUGCUGUCUUGUAUAUCAGUUGCUGUAUUUUGAGAAAACUGCAAGCUCUCUUCUUUUAACAGUACAAAACAAUGUUUAAUUGAUUACAUUCAUUGGUUGCUGUGGUUUUUCCUAGCCACUGACUUUUGCCAUGUACAGGAGUUUGACUUGUAGAAUACAGGAAAGUCAAUUUAGUGAAAUACAUUAGACCCUGUUGUUCAAAUGUUGUUUAGCACUAACCUUAGGUUAAAUGUUUAUCCAGGUUUCUUUAUUAAUUUGUUCAAAAGCCUUUUGGAGAUAAUUUUCUAUAUUUUCCUUCUAGAACAUCCAAUAAUCAAAUUCUAAAUGCUCUAUUAGAUCUGAAAUCAGAUGUCACAUUAACCUUGGGUUAUCCUAACCCAGCUUUAAACAACCAGGCCCUGUAUGUUACCCAAUGUCUAAGUCAGUUCCCAACAAAAGUCAAACAUUUGAAGCAAUGAUUAAGUGAUAAGAAUAGACAAUGGUGUGCUAUACAAGGUUAUUUUUUGGUUGUAACUUCACAAAAUUCUUCUAAUUUGUAAGGAAAUGUACAUUACCUACUAGAUAGAGUGCAGCAGGUGAAUGAGAGAAUUAUUUAUCAGUCAUUUAGAGAAUUAAAGGACACAAGUGGCCUUUCUUAUUAUCAUUAUUAACAAAUUAAAAUUAUUAAACUAAGCAUAUGACAAAUGUAUUUUUCAUCUUGACCUGAACACCUAAAUUUUUAAGUUUCCAGCCUCUCAUUAACUUCUUGAUUGCACAAUUUAUUUCAGAUUCUGCUCUGGAAUACUUUGCCAACUUGAAAGCUCUAAUAGAAGACACAUACUUGAAAAACAAUAAGACACAAGUUGUUUUGCUGUCUCACAGCUUGGGAUGUCCGUAUACUCAUCACUUUCUCUACAACAUGUCUCAGGAAUGGAAGGACACACACAUAAGGGCUUGGGUAACUAUUGCUGGGGCAUGGGCUGGUUCAGCCAAGCUAAUGCGUAUAUACGCUUCAGGAACCAACCUUGGUUUUCCAGAUGUUGUUCUUGAGCCACUGAACCUCAGGCCAGUUUUACGAACCUAUGAGAGCUCUGCAUUUUUGAUGCCCAGUAAAGAUUUUUGGUCUGCAGAGGAGGUGAGUGCAGAGUUGGUACAAGUUAUUUAAACUGCAGCUAACCAUUAAUGACAAAAUAACUGGUAUCUUUGUUAUCAGGAAUUACUGUGAUAAAGUCUAAUUGAGCAUCCAGGUGAUCCACUAGGCAUCAGAGCUUAGGGGAAUAAACCACAAAUCAAGUAGAAUUCUCUCACUAAAUUUGGAUCGGCCUGUGCUAUUUUUAUCAACCCAUUAUUCUCUUAGUGUAAUGCAUUCAUAUGCAUAAGUUAGAACUUUGGAGAAACUGGGAAAGCAAACAGAAUGCACAUUAAAUUUUCAUUAGUCAUCUUCUCCAAUAAACAAGCUCUAAUGAAAGUAGGCCAUUUAAGUAACUUAUUUUCAAAGGAAAAAGCAAUCGAUGUAUGUCAAAUUUAAACUCAGAAAUCAAGAUAAAAGAUAAAAAUUCCUGAUUUUUUUGCAUAUAUGCAACAUUCUUGUGGAUUGGGGAAAGCAUCUCUUAUGCAAGCCACACAGCACAGACAGUUCAGUGGCCAAUGGGAAGGAGAACAUUCUACUGUUACUAGGCACUAAACUCCUACAUUUUACCAUGAAAACCCUUCACAAGGUGCCCAGGAAGACUGUGUGUGAGAAAUUGAAAAUAUCCAAUGGGACAAAUAGAGAAUUACAGAGAAAGUGAUUGUAAAUUAAUUCAUCUCUUUUGUCACCUUUUUCCUCCAAACUUGUGUUUGUUUAGUAGUUGUAGACAUUACUGUCAAGGAAAAUUUACUCUUUUAGAGUAUGUAGAAGCUCUAGAUAGUUUGGUGGGGCUUUGUAAAUGUAAUUUCAUGGAAGUGAGAGAUGUUUUUCAGUGACACAGUACAGGCAAUUCACAGUGCUCUUAACUUGAGUUACACUGUUACCUUUCUUCCUGCCUUUAGUUCCAAGUUUCAUUUAUUUAACAGCAUCUGAUUUUAGUAUCAAGUUGGAAGGUCACCUUUGGGUUCAGAACCUGUUCAGAAUACUCAAAAUUGUUUUUUCUUUUUUGUUCGAGAACCAACUCUGCCUGUAUUGCAGACUGAAAAAAUGUCAUCAUUCACUUUCACCGAGUGUUACAUUGAUGUGUCAUGAAAAUUGCAACAUUCUAUGUGUGACUCUCUUGUGCAUAAAAUUACUGCUCUUUACAUCCUUGUCUUUCCUCCACAGGUCAUUGUUCAAACAGCCAAUCUAAACUACUCAUUAGGAAACUUAGAGAAAUUUUUUCAUGACAUUCACUAUCCAGAUGCCAUUAACAUAAGUCGACAGGUUCCACCUGUCUGGAUCAAUGACCCACCCAAUGUACCUUUGUAUUGCCUGUAUGGCACAGGAGUACCAACACCUGAAAAGUUUGUUUAUGGAGCAGAUGAGUUUCCUGAUACAUUUCCUAAGACAUUGUUCGGAGAUGGAGAUGGGACUGUAAACAUUCGCAGCCUAAAGGCUUGUCAGAGCUUUGUGGGUAAACAGAAACAGAAAGUAGUUACUAAGACAUUUUCAAAUGCAGACCACAUGGGUAUCAUUGGUGACAUAAGGGUUAUUGAAUUUGUGAAGAAUCUCAUUAGUUCAUUGGAUUGAUCGUGCAAUUGGUUUUCUUUUUAUCUGAGAUUUUCCUGCGCUGUCAACACAAACAUGUGCAUGAUCUGUAUAUAUUUUAGCGAAAUUUAAGUUAUUGCAAAUACUUGCCGAGAUAUACCAAAGCCCUUAUGGAAAUAGUGUAUCUCUCCACAAGUACUUUACAAGGCCUUUUUACAAAACGGUAGCCUAAUAACGAAAAUUUGUUGUAACACUUAAGUAGAAACAUCUUUCAUGUUUAUAUUUAUUGCCAAUAUUAAGAGGUGAAGGUGUCUUGAAAACGAUGAUCUACAAGUGGCUCCGAAGUACUUUUAAGCUCUUUCAACAUGACCAAGUCUUCAAGGUUUUGCAGUGAGAAAAAAUUCGGUGUUGGUUUUUCAGUCCUGUUGGAGAGCGUUUGUAGUGGAAACAUUGUCAACUCUUUUCAAGUUUCUCAUUAUGCGUUAAAUGCAAUAUUGUUCCAGAUUGCAUUUAAGGUAUAGGGAAAUAUGUUUUAGAAUUAUUGAAUACAAUCUAACCUAGCAAAAACAGCAUUAUCGUUUCAUCCAUAGUUUCUUUACUGCACUUAUCAUUAUUUCCUAGUUAAUUUUUUUUUUACAUUACGCUUUAAUUACACUUUAUUUAGUGACAGCUAGUUUUGAGUGGUUAAGAAUUAAAAAUUUUUUUUGGACGUUAUAAAAGUCGGAAAAAAAACCUAUCACAGAGCAUUUUUCAGUGCUUGAUGAGUCUUGCAGGGGUGUCUUCAUUAUAACAGCGUGAAUCCUUUGUUUCCAAAUCUCCGUGUGGUUCUGCCAAUAACUAUUUUAAUUUCUCAACAUUUAUCGUGAAGUUACAACCAGUACUUUUUGCCUUUUUCUUUUCUUGCUUGAUUGAACCAGUGACACCCUAAUGAUAACAUCUUGAAGAGCUGCAUUAUCCCCUCAGUCAAACAACUUCUCAGCUCAAAUGCCAUACUUAAGUUAUUUGGUACCGUAGGACUGUUCGUCACAUAAAAGACAAUCUGCGUACCUUACAACUAAUGGUCAGGUAUCCACUCAGCAAUACUUAACAAAAUUGACUGUUUUUCAAAACAGAGAUCGAUCGGACCGUGGAGGUAAAGUAUCGCCUUCUCUCGCAUCGUGGUUACAGUUAUUGAGUGGGUUUCCUUUACUACCAGUUCUUCUUCCGUUCAAUUCAAUUUUAUAGAUACCCGAUGCCCCAACGAUGACAGGUCUCUUAGAUCCAGCGGAAUCAGUAUGUGAACCUCUUGCUGCGAAAAUCGACGAGCUGUAAAAUGUUUACACUAUUUUCCAAAAUUAAGUAAAAGCAACUUAAUUAGAGUUGAAAACUAACGCGCGCUCGUACUUGAGCGUGGGCGCAUUUCCUGUGCAGCGGAUUUUUUUCAUGCACUUUCCUUUUGGACGGAGCGUUGAAGUUAUUAAUAUUGUAAUUAACGUAAAUACAUCGCUAGUCUAGCCUGCACAGCUGUUUAGUGCGUUACCUUGGAAC